Molecule: messenger RNA, 3576 nt
Organism: Epinephelus moara (kelp grouper)
Lineage: Eukaryota; Metazoa; Chordata; Actinopteri; Perciformes; Serranidae
Exons: 5
Coding region: 11-901 (296 amino acids)
Biological process (GO): regulation of cell differentiation
Cellular component (GO): membrane
Source: RefSeq, a predicted model, not a curated record
UGUUGCUGUGAUGACCACAGGCAUGAGCACAGCAGGCGUUCAUCGAGGCUUCCUCAGGAAAUAUGGGGGGUUUAUGUUCAAACAGUGGAAGGAGAAGUAUAUCGUGCUGACCCUGGAGGGAAGUUUGUUGGUGUGCCGAGAUGCAGAGUCCCCUCCAGACCAGGUGGUUGCACUACAAACCAACUGUGAGAUGAUUGUAGAGGGACGAGAAAUCCUGGACCUGCCUAAGUUGCCUCCAGGGGGCAGGAGGGACUGCUGCUUCGCCCUCAUCCUGCCACAAAACAAAUUCCUGCUGCUCCUCACUGACAAUCCUGAUGACUGCAUUCUGUGGCUGAAUUUGAUCAGGAAAGUGAGAGAGGGUGUUAUGUCACCCCUGACCAUUCAGAGACGGUGCAGCAUCACUCCCUGUAUCACCGACAGAGACCCCCUGCCUGACUCCUCCAGUGAUAAAGACCCUGGGUCCCCGAGGUUUUGUGAGGGCACCCCUCCUUUGUCUCGAGUCACUGAACGGGGAGGCUCAUUCAGAGACAGAGGCCAAAACCAAGCCAGUGUACCACGACGGCCUUUUCGCAGUGUUUCUGUGGCCCCCCCUCAUCGUGUGUCUGAUUGUCUUCGCCAUGGCAACAGUAGCGAUGCACGGGCGGUGCGGGCAGUGUGCCUGCUGAUGGGAGGGGCAGCGGCCUCUUCUGCCCUGGGCUACCUCAACUCCUGCUCCCCUUCUUCUCCCCUUGCCAGCAGAGCCCCAGAGAUCGCUCAUGGCGCAGGGGGCUUCUCUGAGCUCCCCGCAGGAGGCUCUUUCCAUGCCUGCAGCCAGGACGUAGACUCCCCUCACUUCAACAGCUUCGACUUUGAAGGAGACUCCGACUUCGACGCAUUUGACUGUGGAGGAUUUGCGUUUUAGUUUUGACUAGAAAGACUGAGAGAGAAACUGUUUCAAAGACCCUUUUCUUCUCAUUGAAAUCCCUGUGUUGGUAUUCCUUUAAGAUAUAAGGGCAUUGUAAUUAAUUAAUCACUCAUUUGUUAUCUAUGCGUCUAAUUUAUAAAUUAAUGAAGGUGUUCUUCCUGGCUUUACGCCCAUGCUCCUCAGGUAAAUCAUUCAUGAUCUUGACUCCUCUGAACACUGUCUGUCUGUGUUGUAUCAGUCUUUCCAUGCCUCAGGACGGCUUGAGGUUAACUCAGUGAGCAGUGUGGAGGUUCCAGACAGCCACACUGACGUUUAUGAGGACAUUUUAGUCUUUUAAAGAAAUACUUUACCCACAAAAUGACUAUUUGUAUAACAGUUACUCACCCAGUGUUACCUUGAAUUCAUGAAGAAAACUUUGUUUCUUGCAUGCCCUAAAGGUGAAUGAAGAAUCCAAAGAUAGACGUUUAACUGCAGCAAAACGAUGUCAAAACACACAACUUGUGUAGUAUAAUCCAAGUCUCUUUUGUGCAGUUGUAUUUGGUGCCAUGCCAAUAUUCCGACGGCCCAAAAUUCCAAAGCCCCAUAAUCCUGAAAAAAGUCGCAUCCACAGUUCUGUUUCUCAGAAAAUACACACUCUCUGCAGUUAGCAUUUCUCAGUUGUCCGAGCCACCAAUUGUGAGUGUUUUAACCGAACCUUUCGGCAUUUCACAGUAACAUUUGAGAAACCGAUCCCUGUCUUUUUUUACCAACCCUUUGCAGUUUCUCAGUGGUGUUUGAGCUACUGAUCCCUUGUUUUUUUUUCCAAACCUUUGCAGUGUUUCCCAGUGGCAUGUGAGCCACCGAACCAAGGUGUUUUUCAUCAACCCUUCCCUGCUUUUACAGUGACUUGUGCCGCCACACGUGGGUGUUUUAAGCCAAAACAUGAUCAUUUUCCAACCAUAACCAAGUGUUUUUUGUGCUUAAACCUGACCACACAUUCACCACAGUAUUGUUGAAAAAAUGUAAGGUAGUCAUGGUUUACAGAAACUUACAAUGCAAACAUUGCUUCUGGCGAUUGAGUUGUCCAACUGCAGGGAGUGUGUAUUUUCAGAGAAAAGGGACUUGGGAGCAAUGGGCAAUUGCUUUUGGGAUAACAGGCUGUAAGAGAAAUGGCCAAACAGAAUUUUGUGGCCAUUUUCUGGCCAUUUCUGCCAUUUUGUGGGGCAGUUGUGUUUCUCUGCCGUUUGUCUCAUCAGUGUUCAUUUAAUAAUUUUUUUUUUUAAGGUUUGACCUCUGUGAAUAUUUAUCCGUAUUCUUGGCACUUUGCUUGGUUCCUUUUGCCCUGCUUUUAGAAACCGCCCCCAUUACCCACCAUCUGCACAAACCAGUAUCUCACAUGAAAUGCAGUCCAAAGGCGAACUCUAAAUAAAUCCUGCUGUCACCAUGACCGUGCGUCUUUCUCUCUACAUCCAUCUGCUGUUUGCUGGCUGGCAUGGAGCCGCAGUGCAGACAGCAGGCCAAGGGUUGGAGAGGAGGGAUGAUGGAGCAGAUUUGCACAAGAGGGGGAUAUGCAGAGCCUGAACGGCCAUGUGUGCUUAUGUGGGAUUUUGUCGAACAGUAAAAAAAAUAAUCUCAUGGGUUUAUAGCUCAUGUGUUGGAUUUGGAGUUGUGUACAAGCUUGUGUGCGCUCUCAGUUUUUACACUCGAAUGGGCUUCAUGUGCGGCGAUGAACAUCCAGAAAAGCCUUCUUUUGUCACAUACAAGAAGGACUCGACUGACACAGUGAUCAUGAUGCCAUAAAUGAAGAGAAAUUGUUAUUUUACACACAGAUAAAUAUAAAUCAUCAACAUCCUGGAGAAUACUUCCCUUCAAAAUAUAAAUAUAACUGCUUAGAAGUAGUUUUUGAUAAUCUUUAGUUUAUCUUGCCACACAUAUCACUAUGUUUAUCAUAUCAUGAAUGUUGUGCAAUACAUCAAAGCCUUGUUGCUUAAUAUUGGCAUGACUGCCAACCAGGCCAAACAGCCUCUGAAAGGAACAAGUUGUGUGGGCUGGUAAUUAUAGUUAAAUAUACAGUAGAUACAAAUGUGUUUGACAACAUGCACUACUAAGGCACAGGUUCAAGUAAAUGGUGUUGGUGUUGCAAAUCGAGUUUUAAGAGUUUUUUUUCCCAUGUACCUACCAACUUUCUGUUAAAUAUGAACAACAAACACUUUAAACACAAAACUAGAGACUGGCAGAAAGUAAUUCAGUAUGAGAGACCAACGAGGAGACGACGAGAAUACAAAGUGCAGAGAAUGUUAUGGGAUUUUCAAUUAACUGUGAUGUUGGCAGUGCUGGUCUUAGCUUUGCUGUGGCUAUUUAGCAUCACACACACAUAUAAAAUCUGUCAAAGUUUGGCAAUUAAUCAAUUUAAUUCUUUUAGUUUGUAUAAUCGUGAAUGUUGCAGUCUGAUAAAUCACGUCUUGGUCAAGCUCAGUGAAAUUUAGAGGCCUGUGAUGAUACUGUAGCUGGGCUGGCAGUGGAUCAUUAUUCAGUCAAGGAGCCCCUGGUGGAGCAGGCAGGUAACUUCAGUGGCAGAGUGCAAAUACAGACUUAACUCAAAGUUACCAAGAACAAACAAAGGGUGCGUUCAAAUCUCUUAUCAAUGAAAACAGUGAUUCCUUUACAGUGUCUUGCAUGUUGCUUUUUGAGUG